CGUGUGUCGCACAUUGCUGACGCUUCUUUCCAUUCGCCGCAUCCCUGAAAACAAACCCCUGCUUCUCUUUAUACUUGAAAUAAAAUGCGGUGAUUCUAUCGCAGCGUUAAAAGCGAAUAGCCGCGGGAUAGACGGGCGGGCAGAGGGAGGGAUGGAGGCCGGAUUAUUCGUCUUGUACGCGGAGAAGAGUCCUGUGAUAGCGGCACCAUGAUCCCCGUGUCCCUGCUGGUGUUUGUGAUGGGAGGCUGGUGUGCUGUCUACCUGGCUGACACACUGCUCAGGUCGUCAUCAACACACCGGAUCAGCUACGAGUCAUGGCUCGCCAGUCGAGGGCUGAUGUUGUCUCCUUUCCACGUGAGAUGGCAGACCACCGUGUUCAACCGACUGUUCGCAUAUUGUGCCCGGAUCAACCCCCGGGCCCUCUACCUGUGGUUCAACGGUGGUCUGGUGUUUGGCAUCGCCGCCAUGGUGGGGUCGGUGGUGCUGCUGGUGAAGACGCUACAGCAGACCUUUGCUCAGAUGACCACGGACAACCCUCGCAUGGGAGGCCAGCAGACGCUGCAGGUGGUGGUCCCUGGUGUCAAUCUGCCGACCAGUCAGAUGGCCUACUUCUUCAUCGCCCUGCUGCUCAGCGGAGUCAUUCACGAGCUCGGCCACGCGGUGGCAGCACUGAGGGAACAAGUGCGGGUGAACGGCUUCGGGAUGUUCGUGUUCGUGGUGUAUCCCGGCGCCUUCGUGGACCUCUUCACCACGCACCUCAACCUCAUAUCGCCCACUCAGCAGCUGCGCAUCUUCUGCGCCGGCGUUUGGCACAACUUUGUUCUGUGUGUGGCAGCGUUAGCGUUCCUCUUCCUGUUGCCUCUCUUCCUGUUCCCCGUGUACUCCACCGGAGGGGGGGCGCUGGUCACCGAGGUGGUGCAGGGCUCUGCAGCUGACGGUCCCAGGGGUCUGUCAGUCGGGGACAUCGUGACGGGGCUGGAGGACUGUCCCGUCAGGGGAGUUGAGGACUGGACCAGCUGCCUGUCUCACCUCUCUCACACCCCGCAGACUGGAUACUGCGUCCCUGUCGCCAGCCUGCAGCCCAGCUGGGCUCACGGACGAGCGUACAAGCGCUUGGAUGGAACGAUGGACUGCUGCAGCAACAACAGCCUGACCGACCUCUGCUUCUCUUACUUUAAACCACAGAGCAGGAACAAAGAGAGAGAGUACGCCUGUAUGCCGGUGCGUAAGAUGGUGACGGGGACGCAAGCGUGUCGCAGCGACGUCGACUGCCCCGCUCACUCCCAAGGCGCCAGCAUUUGCGUCACUCCCUCUCUGGAGAACCAGACUCGCUUCAUCCGUGUCACACACACUCCGAACACACACAUGCUGUUCGUCGGAUAUCCGCCGCACCUGCAGUACGCCGUGAGUCUGACCAACUUCGUGCCCCGUUUUGGUUUCCUCCACCUGGAUCUGCCCGUUUUCCUGGAGACCUUCUGCAAAUACGUAGUGUCCCUUUCUGGCGCGUUAGCGGUGGUCAACUCGGUGCCGUGCUUCGCCCUCGACGGUCAGUGGAUGCUGAACGCCCUGCUGGAGGCCACGCUGGUCACCGUGGUAACGGACCGUCAAAAACGCGAGCUGAUCGGCUUCUUCCUGCUGCUGGCGGGCAGCGCCCUGCUGGCAGCCAACGUGGCGCUGGGCCUGUGGAUGGUCACGGCGCGGUAGCCGCAAGACACGAUUCAUGUGCCACGGAGACACCGUCGUCUCAGGAGACGUGUGGACCAUUAAACUGUGAACGCACAGGGAACUGUUGAGCAGGACGUUUUGCUCUGCCUUUAAGCCCUCACCGGACGCCCAGGAAAACACAAGCAACUUUCCUCCACCUGGUUGCCGCCAUAUAUCCUAAAGCACAUGCCAUGAAGCCCUGUCGUAUGUGACUGUUUACAAAGACUGCACACGUUUUAAUAUCUGGUAAUGUGGUUGUGUUUUAAAGUCGGAGUGAAAAACAUUUUUGUUUGACCAAAUGAAUUCAAGCCAUUUUUGGAUAAAAAGAAAUUUCAAAGCCUUCGUAAGCUUGAUUUUAUCAGUGAAUGCAUGGCAUUAUCUUCGAGUCCUUUUUCACUGUUGGGGAAACAUAAACUACCUAAAAGUUAUUUAAUGGCCUCCGAGGACGUGUUUUAAAGAUGGUCAUGCCACACAUAUUUUCAGUCAAAUCAAGUAUCUUUUUCUUCCUCAGGCGUUACAGCAAGAUGUUUUUUCUUCCUUUAUCAACUCCUUUCUGCCUUUUCUGUGAUUUUUACGUUUCUCUUGACCUCUCACUGUCUAUGAUCCGGUUGUAAAAGUUGAUCUGUCAGAGUUGUGAAAUAAAGGACUGAUUUGUAUUGA
Messenger RNA from Mugil cephalus (flathead mullet), 2364 nucleotides. It is a transcript of the gene mbtps2, whose product is annotated as membrane-bound transcription factor peptidase, site 2. Gene Ontology annotation, molecular function: protein binding; metalloendopeptidase activity. The record is from RefSeq and is a predicted model, not a curated record. The transcript is spliced from 11 exons. Gene Ontology annotation, biological process: regulation of response to endoplasmic reticulum stress; membrane protein intracellular domain proteolysis. Gene Ontology annotation, cellular component: cytoplasm; membrane. The coding region runs from base 208 to 1704 and encodes 498 amino acids. Lineage: Eukaryota; Metazoa; Chordata; Actinopteri; Mugiliformes; Mugilidae.